AUGUCCGGAGUCAUGGAUAUCAACCACUUGCUAUGCCAUCCUUGUGAUCCUUACGUUUCAAAAAACUAUAUAUAUCACUCGCCACCACCUGUAAACAAUCAGAUUUUUAUUCAACGUCCUGUUCCUAUUAUGUUUAACGAUACGGAAUUCUGGAAGCAUAACCGCUCUUUGAGUACAGCAAGCAAUAGUAGCAGUUCAAGCGAAGAUAAACCCAAGCCUAACUAUCGUAAGCGAAUCAACAGCGAUAGCAAGUUUAUUAUGGUUCAAAGCAAACAAUCUACACGUCGUAACAGAUCAAACUCAACAUCCAUGAUUCAGACAAGAGUGCCUUGGACUCCUGAAGAAGAUGAUCUUUUACAAAAGGGAUAUGAACAAGGCUUAUCAUGGGCCAUGAUCUCGUUUAAUUUCUUGCCACAUCGUUCACGAGGUUGCUGCUGGGGACGAUUCAAGACAUUGCAGAACAAAAAUGUCAUAGAAGUCUAUCAACAUCGAGUUUGCCAAAGACCUUGGAGAAUUAAUCGACCUCAUAGCAAAUCCGUUAAAAAUUAG
Gilbertella persicaria is the source of this 549-nucleotide messenger RNA. RefSeq lists its product as uncharacterized. The transcript has 2 exons. The coding region runs from base 1 to 549 and encodes 182 amino acids. Lineage: Eukaryota; Fungi; Mucoromycota; Mucoromycetes; Mucorales; Choanephoraceae. The record is from RefSeq and is a predicted model, not a curated record.